This is a messenger RNA of Panonychus citri (citrus red mite), 1722 nucleotides long. Its product is annotated as electrogenic aspartate/glutamate antiporter SLC25A13, mitochondrial-like. The coding region runs from base 321 to 1280 and encodes 319 amino acids. NCBI's taxonomy places the organism in Eukaryota, Metazoa, Arthropoda, Arachnida, Trombidiformes, Tetranychidae. The transcript is spliced from 4 exons. Gene Ontology annotation, molecular function: L-glutamate transmembrane transporter activity; L-aspartate transmembrane transporter activity. Gene Ontology annotation, biological process: malate-aspartate shuttle; L-glutamate transmembrane transport; aspartate transmembrane transport. The record is from RefSeq and is a predicted model, not a curated record.
CCCUAGUUUUCUUAUCGCGAGAUGUCUCUGUUUAUUUCUCAGGUGCGAAUCAAGUGAGCCGAGCGAAAGCGGCUGAUUCCUGGUGAAUUUGAGUGGAAAAAAGGAAACAGCUUAUGAGUCAAAGUUUUGGCUCAAGCCUUUAGUUUCAACUUGUGAUUAAAACACUAUCAUAACAUUCACAAUGAAUGAUUCAUUUUAGUGAAACGUUUCAAAGUAUAUUUAAAUCUAUCAAUCUAAUUGAUUGAGUUGUUUAUCUUUAAUCUUGAUUCUUAGUUCAUCUUUAGAAUUAAUUUUAAAAUCAUUAUUUUUCUUUAGAAAUUAUGAUUGAAAUGAAAACCAAUGUCAUCGAAACAGGGAAAAUUCCUGAUGCCUCUGAAUAUAUUACCGAACGAAGUAUUUUAUUACAAGUUGCCGAAUCUACGUACAGAUUUUUCCUCGGGUCGAUUGCUGGUGCAGCGGGUGCCACCGUUGUCUAUCCAAUCGAUCUGGUUAAGACUCGAAUGCAAAAUCAACGAACUGGUCUCAGUAAAGCGGGUGAAUUAAUGUACAAGAAUAGUUUUGAUUGUGCUCGUAAAGUGAUCACCAGGGAAGGUGUUUUUGGCCUUUAUCGAGGAUUAGCUCCACAAUUGGUCGGUGUUUGUCCAGAAAAAGCAAUUAAAUUAACUGUGAACGAUUUUGUCCGCGAUAGAUUAACAUCAACCUCUGGUAGAAUCACUUUACAAUCGGAAAUAUUUGCCGGAUGUUGUGCUGGAGCUUCUCAAGUGAUGUUCACUAAUCCUUUGGAAAUUGUUAAAAUUCGUUUACAAACCGCUGGAGAAGUUCCAAAUUCGACUAAACUUAGUGCUGGAACAGUUAUCAGAGAACUUGGAUUUAAAAAUUUGUACAAAGGAGCUUCAGCUUGUUUUCUCAGAGAUAUUCCCUUUUCCGGAAUCUAUUUUCCCGUUUACGCUAAUUGCAAGUUAUACUUUGCUCCCGAUGGACACAAUUCACCAGGAACCUUAUUGUUAUCGGCCUGUAUAGCAGGUGUACCGGCUGCUUAUUUAGUUACUCCCGCUGAUGUGAUAAAAACUCGUCUUCAAGUGGCCGCUCGACAAGGACAGACAACCUACAGUGGCCUUUUUGACGCUGCGCGUAAAAUCAUGGCUGAAGAGGGAUUCAGUGCUUUUUGGAAGGGUGGACUGGCCCGAGUAUUUCGAAGUGCACCUCAAUUCGGGUUUACUUUAUUAACUUACGAAGUGCUACAAAGAUUUUUCUUUAUUGAUUUUUCUGGUCGCUCAUAAACGAUAAACAAAGUUACUAAAAGAUACCUUUCAAGGACAAGAAUGUGCCUUAUUAACCUGAUUGAAGAAUUUAUCCAGACUAACGGAAUUAUUUUCGUAUUAUUAUGAUAAAAUAAAUAAAAAUGGUCGUUGAUUAAAGGUCGCUACCCGAUCAGUUGCUGCUUCAGUCACGGUUGCAAGUAGUAGUAGCGGAGAAAAGGGAAAAGGUCGAAAAAAGUAAAACCAACACAAACAAUUUUCCUCGUGAUUCUCAGAUUGAUUAUUUUGGUUUUCUUUUCUCUCUCUCUCUCUUUUUCCAUUCAUUAAUCAAUUGCAACAUGUUCAUUUCUCGAAAAUUGUCUCAAUCUUCUGAAUUAACAUGUCCAUCAUUCACUCAGUUAAUAUAAUGUAUUAUUAUAUUGUCCACAUUAAAGCGAAAACAAAACCAUUUUUGCCAUUGAAA